This is a messenger RNA of Adelges cooleyi (spruce gall adelgid), 4713 nucleotides long. It is a transcript of the gene milt, whose product is annotated as trafficking kinesin-binding protein milt. Bases 290 to 2875 code for a protein of 861 amino acids. Lineage: Eukaryota; Metazoa; Arthropoda; Insecta; Hemiptera; Adelgidae. The record is from RefSeq and is a predicted model, not a curated record. The transcript is spliced from 12 exons.
UCUAGUCCACCGCGUUAUGUCGUACCGGUACGUACGUCCUGUUAUGCGUUUUCCUUAUCGGUAUGAAAAAGUUCAAUUAAAUUUUUUAAGUAAUAACAUGUUGUUUAAGUCGUGUUUGCAAAACACUACCGUCGAUCAACCGCCGUGUAGUUGACGUGUAUAGUGCGAUAAAGAAAGUGUUUUUUUUUAAAUUGUAUUUGUGAGGAUACCACAAGAAUUUGGACGCGGACUGACCGAAUAAUUAUGACGAAACGGCGUGGUGCUGGUGUCGGCCGUGGCCUAUAAUGAGAUGAGUGGCCAGCGCGAUGACGGCGGCGAGGGUAUCGAUGGUCGCCGACCAACGCAGGACGAACAGCAGCAGCAGCUGACCGGUCGCCAUCGCGGGGAAGGCAACGGUGGCCAGCAGGAAUGCGCUGCCGGCUACCCUUUGGUGGUGGGCUCGAGUGCGUUGGAAACCCAAGGAGAAUCGCCCAAGUGCAUCUACCACCUGAUGUCUCCUUCGGUGCCCGCCAAAACGCCGGUCGACCCUAGGUUUUCCUCGUCCGAAAAACCGCCCAGGGUCCGGAUGAUACUGCCCGAACUCAACCGAGUUCUAUGCAGCAACCGCGUAAGCCAAAUGACAAAGACCUACAAUGAUAUCGAAGCAGUAACCCAACUAUUAGCCGAAAAAGAAAAAGAUUUGGAGUUGACCGCCCGCAUCGGCAAAGAAUUGUUGGCCGGCAAUCAGACCUUGGAGGCCAGGGUUGGAUUUCUCGAGACGGAAUUGAAAACCGUCAACGAACGAUACACACAAGCGUCGUACGAGUUGCAGAAGAAAAACGAUCUCAUCAAAAUACUCAGCAACGAUGCUGACGACACGGGCUACGAAGCGGCCGACGAAACCGCCAAAGGGGAAAGAUACUAUGGCGUCAGCGCAGAGUACUUGCAAAAGCGGCUCAAGAGCAUGGAAGACGAAAAUAGGUCUUUGCGUGGCGAAGCCAACCGUCUGGCCAUGCAGACUGACGAGAUAGAGGCCAAGGAAGCACAGCUCAUGUCGGACUUCGCCUCUCAGCUGAGCAACACCCGAUCCGACUUGUCCGUCAUCAUGGAACAAGCGGACAAACACAGGGAGGAGAACGUCACCCUGCACAACAACUGCGAGUUCCUGCGAUCCAAGUUGGCUAGUGUCGAGGCUUCAUUGAGAAUCAAAACCGAUGAGAACGACGAACUCAUGUCGAUGCUCAUGUUGGCCAGAGACACCCAGAACGAGCUAGCAGCUGAAAUAGCGGAAGUGAAAAAGCAAUAUGAAGAGGCGCUUGCGAUGCUUCACGAGUGUCAGGCAGAACUCAAAGGUCACAAGGACAAGAAUGUACCACUUGCUCGGACCGGACCACUAUUUACAUCACUUCCGCCGUACUUGAACUCCACGGCGCUACACAGUCACGGCCACAGCUCUUUGGAGAGCUCGUUGUUCUCCGAGCUCAGUCUGGACUCUGGCAUAGGCACUGGCAGAAUGUCCGGCGCCAGUAGCUACAAAAAGUCCAUCGGCAUGAUGAAGCUGACCUCAUCGAUGGAAACCAGUACGAGAAACAUGUCCAGACAAACCGCCUAUAACGACCUGACCGAAGAGUCGGCCACCCAAAGCGACUGUGAUGAUUUCUCGGAUACGGAUUCGUUCAUUAUCGAGCAGCCUGGAAUACCUGGUGCUCCGGGCUCAGAGGAUUUGGCAAACGCUCUGAAACGUUUGACUCCGGCUUCGAUCAAAGCUCGCCGUGCCGCUUUAGGGACCGGUUUCAUGUUUGGCGAUCCUUACGAUUCAGCUGAUACCAGAACGCCCGAUUCAUUGAUGUCCACCGGAAGCAUAAGUCUACCCACCUGGAAAACGCCAAGCAAACUACAGUUGGUCAAGCCUAUGCAAGGUUCGUUUACGCUUCAACAGUGGAACGCUCAAUCGGUACCGUCGCUGAGUGCUAUUCUCGAGGAACAGCCGCAAGGAGUAAUUAAAAAGUGUGAUUCCACGGCGCCGAUAGCAGGUCUUCCUCAAACGUUCAGACUUGAUGAAAUCGAAGAGGAUGAACCCAAACAUCCCGGCAAAAUGUUCCAGAUGUCUAGUUAUAUUUACACGAUGACCAAUUCCACAGUGAUGCAUCCGGACGACGGCACCACUAGUGUCACUCCGAGUAUUCGAGGCAGCGCAAUGACAACAACAGUGAACAGUCGCGUAAAUAGUCAAAUGCCGUCGAAAGAAGGAACUCCGAUGUUAUCUAGAAGAAAUUCGACGACCACAUUUUCCACAAACAGUGGUUUGGCUGCCAUGUUAAACGAAAGAGGAAUCCGGGCCAUAACACCGUCCGCCUUGGCCACUCCUAUGUUCUCCACUACGGCCACACCUUGUAAUAGUCCCUACGGUUCGCCCGGAGGUACACCUGAUCGUUCACGCUCUCCAUCGCCUUCGGACUCUCCUUACUCGCAUCCAUUUGGAUUACCUGGUUAUUUGAUGCACAGUGGAGCCAAACUGUUGAAGACUUUAACGGGCACCGAAAGGUCGACCGAACACAAGUCACGCAAAUCAAAGGCGGUUGUCAGGCCCGACAAAAAAACGUUGGCAGGCAUACGACUCGUAGAAACCAUGAAACAUUACAUACCCACCGUUGCGACCGACGAAUCUGGCCGACCGGUGUUUGAAAUUGGAGCGUCUGAGCCGCCGAAACCGGAAAACGGUGCGUUAAAAAGACGAUUGAGACAGUUAGACAACUCCGAUAAAGGUCCGAGGUUACGCAUGGAUUUGGGUACGGUUGGUCCGCCAACACAGUCGACGGACAAUGACAGUUCUCAGCCGACGCAUGGCACGCUUAUUAGUUCCAUGUUCUUUGCCCGCAAAGGAGGAUUACUGUAAAAAAAUAAUAAGAAAACAAUAUUUUGGUGCAAUCGUAGUACAUAAAUAUGUAUAUUUUUUUAUUUUGAACAAAUUUUCAAAAAAUAUCUCCUAUUUGUUGUCGUCCCUUUACCUAUUCUGACCGUGUUUUAUAAAAAUACACUCGGCCUUUUUAAUAACCAAUUUAAAGUAGUCGGCUUAAUUAAAUUUCCUAAGAGUUCGGUGUUAAUUUUUUUUCUAACUACAAUUUGAUCGCUGUGAUUUAAAAAAAAAAAAAUUACUAUUAGUACAAUUGUUAGUAGCUUAGCUUACUAAGGAAAAAAAACAGACGAUGGUUAAGGUAUUUAUUAUUAUUAUUAUUAUUCUUUAUUUCAUAAACAAUAUGAUACCUACGAUAACGUUGUUAUGUAUGUUAAUUAGUCAUGCCGCGUGUUUUAGACGCCUAAAGGUGCUAUAUAAUAAUGUCAUUUUCUCAAUCAGGUCCGAUUGUAUGCUGUUCGUUAACGGCCAUUGUUGCUUUUACUUGUGAGGACCUUAAGCUUAAUAAUAGAGUGUAUAUUCCCAAUAAGUAUAAAUAAACUUUUUUUUUCAUUAUCUUUAUAAGGGCUAUACAAAAAAAAAAAAAUGUAGUCUCUCUGUCGAUUGAAAUAAUAAUUGUAUAUUUUUGUAUUUCUUUAACUCGACCGAUUCUUACUGAAUUGUAAACCGAACGAAAUCGCACAAUAAAAAUAGUAUAAAUACGUUUUUAUACAGUAAUUUAUUAUUGUUUCAUUUUAUUUUUUUGGUUAAAAUUGUCUUAACUAUUAUAAUGAAAAACUUUAAAAAAAAUGUAUUUAAGUAUAUCGACUUAUAAUGUUAUAAUUGUUAAACUUUUGUAGUACUUUUUUUGUUUCAAAUUCAUAUAAUAUUCUUAAAAACCGCCGGGUUUUUGUUUAUUAUUAUUAUUUUACAUACCUUUUUUUUUAUUUUCUUAAGUUUUAAAUAUUUAUUUCAUGAAAACGGUUAGCUUAAUGUAUUGGUAACUUAAGACUAUUUUUUUAUUUUUUUUAAUAAAAAAAAUAAUAAUAAUUAGUCAUUACUAUAUUUUCCUCACGUCGUAUUCAGGAAAUAAAAUCGGUCGAAUACUGUUUCAACAUUACUUUAUCCUUUUUUUUUUUUUUUUUAGUUCGCUUUAAGUUUUUAACCAAAGUAUUUUUUUUAGAAUAAUUUUUUUUUUUUUUUUAAACUUUCGACGGUGUUCCUACUAUGUUCUUUGUUCGUUUCUCGAAAUUGUCAACGGCAAACAGUAACGCGUCACCACGUAAUAAAUUGUAAAUACAUUUUUUUUUAUAUAUAUAUAUUAUUUUAGAAUUAUUAUUAUUAUUACUACUAUUUUAUUAUUUAAAAAGUUUUCUGUGUUAUUGUGUAACGCAUACUUCGCAGAAGGACGAUUAAUUUUGUCCGGAAAGUUUGUGCGAUUAUACGGGGAAAAAAAAUAUUGAAGUUUCUUUAGUAACGAAUGUUGUUUUUAUUAAGCGAUGGAGCCUUUUAUUGUUCGAAAUAAAAAAAAAAGAAAUUAUGACGAGACUGAGUUAGUAUUCAACCAAAUUUUGUACGUUUUAUUUUAUUUUUAUUUAGUUUUUGUAGGCAAACACAUCUGCGUAUUCUGGCUAGCGACGCGUCCGCCGUUAACCGAUGGUUAAUAACAAACGCCGACAAGUAUUUUAUGAUAUGUAAAAAAACAGGAAAAAAAUAUGAAUCGACCGUAUUGUAUUUUUUGUUAAAAAAUAUUUUAUUCGGUUAUUUAUUCUUGUAUAAUGUAAUAAUAUUAUGUUUAGGGCUAGUUGAGAAAAAUAUUAAAGAUGUAUUUGUUGACUGAA